Paramecium tetraurelia is the source of this 453-nucleotide messenger RNA. RefSeq lists its product as uncharacterized. The transcript has 2 exons. Lineage: Eukaryota; Ciliophora; Oligohymenophorea; Peniculida; Parameciidae. The record is from RefSeq and is a predicted model, not a curated record.
AUGAAAUAAUUUACCCUAAUCUACUAUGUGGUGCCACAGGACAAUGAUGAUGUUGAAAUUCCUAAUGCAUUCGGAAUAGGUAAACAAGUUGAUCAAAUCACCCUCAAAGAUAUUAAGACUAGCUUCCCACUUUAAGGAGAAUAUAUCUUUAGAUUUAGAUACAAAACAAGUCACAAUACAGUCUGGCUUGAUUUACCUACAGACACAGCCUAGAUUCCAUUAUUCAAUAGUCGCAUCUUAAUUAAAGCAACCAGAAUUAGUUGGGACAUCAAAAAUAAUUAGAAUUAAUCCACAUCAUCCUCACAAUAACUUAAUGCUAGUCCUCAAUAGUAGAAUCAAAAUCAGCCAGUUAUUUCAUAAGCUUUUGCAUAAUUUUAACAGCCGCAACAGAGUCAAUAACAACCAUAAUAGUAAUAAUAAUCGUCCCAAAACUAAAAUUUAAUUGAUUUUUGA